This is a messenger RNA of Anguilla anguilla (European eel), 4409 nucleotides long. It is a transcript of the gene ntm, whose product is annotated as neurotrimin. The coding region runs from base 665 to 1909 and encodes 414 amino acids. NCBI's taxonomy places the organism in Eukaryota, Metazoa, Chordata, Actinopteri, Anguilliformes, Anguillidae. Gene Ontology annotation, cellular component: neuron projection. The transcript has 10 exons. The record is from RefSeq and is a predicted model, not a curated record.
CGCACAUUUUAUAGACUUGGACAAGAAGAGGAAAAGGCUAGACUACUGUUGUUCGAGUUCUAACCCUGGAAAUUGUAGCCACUGUUAGGAAGCAAAGAUUGCACUGUUUGCGUAAUGUGCAGUCCCGCGGGAGGAGCCUAGCUUUCAGGGGAUAGCUUUAUUUUAUUGAUUUACUCAUUUAACCGAGAAAAUUAAUCCCUGGAAAAGUGCUCUAUUUUGAGAUAAUCUGGCUUUUGGCGCACUUCUUUUCCCCCUUAUUCUCGCCCGCUCUACUUUUGCGGUUGAAGUUUUCAUGCUUCUGUCUGAAUGACUUCAUGCUGCAGUUGAUUCGCUACAAGCUGCACGCGGCUCUUUCUUCAAGUUUAUUUCCGAGAGCAAAUUGUAUAAUUGCGGAGACAUUCCUCUGUCGCCACAUCGGUUCUCGAAUGACAGAUUUCUUCGUGUAUAUGCAGUGACCCACUGAUUACUGUCUACGCAAUUACGAAACAUUUCCGUUGCGCAUUUUUUUAUGCAGAUGCUUCAUUACCUGGAGUGAAGAUCUGGAUUAAUAGAUGUACUGUAUUAACUAGGCUACGUGCUGUCCUUUGAGGUUGUUGAACAUACCUCAGUAAAAAUAAAGGAAUUGCGGUGAAACAUUGCUACCGAAAGGAUUUUUUGACCGAAGAUGGGUGUUUGUGGAUACUUUGUCGUGUCUUGGAAGUGCCUUGUAGUUUUGUCGCUCAGACUCCUGUUUCUUGUACCUGCAGGAUUGCCAGUCCGCAGCCAAGGGGAUUCCCAAUCCGAUAACAAAGUGAUGGAGAAUAUUACCGUCAGACAAGGAGAGUCUCUGCUACUCAGGUGUUCACAGGGAAUUGCAGUGACACGCACGGCCUGGCUGAAUCGGUCGAGUAUACUGUAUGCGGGAGAAGACAAGUGGUCAGUGGAUCCACGGGUGAGCCUGGUGGUCCUGAACGAGGAAGAGUUCACCAUAAAAAUCGUGAACGUGGACAUGUCCGAUGAAGGACCGUACACCUGUGCGGUACAGACACGCAGCCGGCCACGGACAACAUCGGUCCACGUCAUCGUCCAGGUACCUCCAAAAAUCAUGAAUUUAUCAAAGGACUUAGCAGUGAACGAAGGUUCCAAUGUAACCUUGAUGUGCAUUGCAAACGGGAAGCCAGAACCCUCAGUCACAUGGAAACUUCUCUCUUCAACCGGUCUUGUUUCGGAAGACGAGUACUUGGAGAUCCCAUCCAUCUCCAGGCAGCGGGCCGGGACGUAUGAGUGCACCGCGGUCAACGAGGUGUCCGCAGAUGUGCAGACGGUCGUAUUAACCGUCAACUACCCCCCAUCUGUGACAGAGGGCAGAGACAUCGGAGUCUCUCUCAGCCAGCGCGGGGUCCUUCAGUGUGAGGCCGAUGCUGUGCCCGAGGCUGAUUUCGAGUGGUACCGAGAUGACAGAAGGCUCUUCAGCGACUUGGACGGCAUUGAUAUCAAAGAAGAUGGCAUGGUGUCGAUGCUGACAUUCUUCAACGUGUCCGAAGUGGACUAUGGCAACUACACCUGCGUCGCUAUCAACAAACUGGGCAGCGCGAACACCAGCAUGGUUCUGUACGAAGUUAAUGAGCCCACUAGCUCGACACUAUUGCAAGUUUUGCCAAUUACAAGACAUGCUCCUCUCUCAUCCCACCACUUUAAAGGGUUGCAUGGUGACUCAGAAUGGAAAUGGUUAUUCACGUGGAGGAUUUUAAAGCCCCGGAGCAGUGCAAGAUGGGAACAGUGGCACCAUGGGAACGCAAGCCUCGACCUGUCUACUUAUUAUCAUCGGUCUUCAGCUGCUGCUGAAGUUUUGAUGCAACAAAUACUUUUCUGGUGGGGCAGGGGUGGGGUCAGGGGGUGGGCUGUUGGGGUUUGGGGGCAGUUUAAUUAAUUUUUUGCAUCUUCUUUUCUCUCUCACUUGUGGAACCACAGACUUUUGCACCACAUGUGCAUGGGUUAUCCUUGUCUCUGAUUUCCCAAACUGUAGGGAUGAUGUAACAUAUUAACAUAAUUUUACAGUUUUGGAGCAAAUACGAUACUGCCCAUUUGUUGGCUGAAUAUGCCCCCAAUUCCUGGUCUCACAGUUUUGCUUUCUUUAAUUUCCUAAGCUAUUAUUAUAUUUUAUAUUUCAUUUGAGGUGUAAUAACAAUGUAAUAAUGAUAAUACUUUUUCUGGUAUUUUAAGAAACCAGAAUAAUAGAGAGAAGAGACUUCUGACUUCUGAAUCUGUCUCUCUCCUCAACAUUGUAAAUGAUGAUAUUUUUAAGUGGUUUGUGCUAUGCUAUAUUUUUAGUAAUAUUGAUUAAAUAUUUUCAGAGGUAACAAUAUUGAAGUUGUAAUUAUACAGAAACUGUUACUGCUAAUUGACUGAAGUUUUACUAGAAAAUGAAAAAGGCUUAGGGCCUGGUACUGUUCUUGUCUGUAAAUGGCACAAUAACCAUGAACAUGGUAACAUGGUAAAACAAGCUAAAAACCAUAUCCAAUAAAAAAUAAAUAAUCUGAUUAAACAAGCAAAGAUAAGAUUUAUAAAUUGGUAAUACAGUAUAUAUGGGAGUAUUUACCAUUUUGCAAGCAAAGUACAUCUUAACAUUAUGUAAUGUAAUUUAUUGCAAGAUUAUUAAUGUCAUACAUUUUGUGUUAUGUUACAAUGACAUUAUGAUGAAUUAUGAGUGUAAAUGGUCCCCUUUUUUGAGUCGAUCUUACAAGUGUCACUGUAUAAUGGAAACUGUGUUGGUUUGUUCAGGCUUAAGAGGUCAGUUAUCCUCACUGAUAAUGGUGCCUCAUUCCUUUUAAAUGCUAGUAUUCACCACUUCUUCAAACGACCUGAAAUUUGAUCAUUUUACUGUUUUAGAUUUAUAUGUUGUUGCCAUUGCAGUAUAAUUAAUCAAUUUUCUAAUUUGUCGCAAACUGGACAUACUUUGACUGGGAAUGCAUAAAGGAACAAAUAUAGUGAGUGGAAACGUUUGUACAUGUUACUAUCCAGUAUUGUGUAUUGACCUAUUAUCAGAGCGUGGAUUAUAUUUCUAUCAGGAUUAAAAUCAGAUAUGAUUGUCAAAGUCAUAAUGUUCAAAAAUGUCUUGAUACACAUCCCUCAAAUCAAAUCACAGGCUAUUUGUGUUAAUUGGAUUCAUGAUAUGUAUGCUUGUUUUGUUUAAGCUGACUUAGUACUGUAGCUAUGUCAUAAAAAUCCCUGACAAGCAAAACAACUAUUAUUCAUGUUUCAUUCCUAAUUUUUUCAUUUUUAAUAGGAAAAAUACCAAUUCUGAUUUCAGUAACAUUAAGUAUUAUAAUGAUGAUUAUUAUGAUGAUGAUGAAGAUGAUGAUGAUGAUUAUUAUUAUUAUUAUUAUUAAUAAGGUGAUGAUGAUGGUGAAUUUGAAAUGCCUUUUUCACUGAAAGUUAACUGAAUACUCUGUAUGUUUUCUGUAGAAUUGCAAUUCCUCUCCUCGUGGGACAGCCAAGCGUUUUGGGCUGUGCGUUAUUUGUUGUCUUUUAUUUACUAUUUAAAUACUUGCUGGCCAAAAAAAUGUCAGCAUCCAGCGCAAUUCUUUUCUCAGUCAUUCACCACAUACCAUUUACUAAUAAAAAGGACAAUUGUGUCGGACUUACACAGAAGCACCAUCCCGUGUACACAUCAGAUUUUCCAGGGGAGUGACUUUCACAGCGGUGUGGGAAAAUGGAUCAUUGACGUACUUCCUGUCAAAUGUUUUGUAGUGGACUUUGACCGGCCACAUGACUGGUCACAUGAUUGGACAGGUUAACAGCAAUGCUUAGGGUAGAUUCAAUAAAAGUUUCCAAACCGCCAAGUUUUUUGGUUACAGAUCAAACAUUCGAGAGACAGACACAGACACAAAGUGACACAAAACAAUUUGAGCAAGGUUUUAAGUUUCUUUUUCUUGUCUUUAAUUUCUGUUUCAAUAACUGUGGAGACAAUAGAGCUUGUAUUGUACCUACCCUAUAUUACUGUAAGUGGUGUGUCUGUGACAGUGUAUUAAAUGCAUCAGAGUGCUCUAUAUUUCUUCAUCUAGGAUCAAACAAGAAAUAAACUUGAAAUUGGUGAUCUGCCAAUGCACUAUAGUACCAGCCAUUGAAAGAUAAUGUCCACCUGUUGCUGUGAUCACUUCACAGACUUGAUUUAUUGCAGUCAACUGUACAAGAAUAAAUAUAUGCAUACUGGUCCCUGGCCGCAGACAGCAAAACAGAACUUCCACUUUCAGGGUACAUGGAGAUGUGUGUUUGCUGUUCUCUCCAGGAUAGUUAAUUCCAGAAUGAAGGAAAAUGGCAUUCCAUUUGACUCCCUGUAAUGUAAAGGAAUCUUGGCUCAUAUGUAUUUUCUUUAUGAGAUUGUGUGUUCAUAUUUAAAACAGAUGGUAAUAAAAAAAAUGUUGUAUCUA